Molecule: messenger RNA, 3472 nt
Organism: Limanda limanda (common dab)
Lineage: Eukaryota; Metazoa; Chordata; Actinopteri; Pleuronectiformes; Pleuronectidae
Gene: exoc3l2a
Product: exocyst complex component 3-like 2a
Exons: 13
Coding region: 156-2954 (932 amino acids)
Biological process (GO): exocytosis; exocyst localization
Cellular component (GO): exocyst
Molecular function (GO): SNARE binding
Source: RefSeq, a predicted model, not a curated record
GUACUUUCAGACACGCUCUCACACUUGUCAGUCGCACACACACAUCCAUACACUUCACAGCCUGGCAGCACGCACAGCCACACACUCCAGGAUGAGAUUGUACUAAAACACUGCAAAGCCAUCAUAUCAGUUUUUCAAGAAUCUAAUUUGCAACCAUGCCCAUUCUGAAGAAGCUCCAGGGAAGGUCCAAGAGCUGCCACGAGUUCCCCAGAGUGAACGGUGAACUGAUUAUGCCUCGGCUGGACCUAGACCUCAGGGAACUCAAUGAUCUGAAGGAUCUGAAUGACCUGAAGGAUCUGAACAAAAACCUGAAUCCUUUUGAGGAUGUAGACUUGGAUGAGGAUGCGAGGAAUGGAGGUGACAUGGGGCUUAUCAUGGGAAAUGACAGGGGUAACCACCAGCUCAGGACCUCCCGUGAUGGAGAAGAGGAGGAGAAUGAGUUGAACUCAGAGAGGCACGGGGCAGGGAACCCUAAAGGGAAACCUCUCAGGGGGACCCUGGAGCGGAUCUGUGGAGUGUCACCACUCAAAACCCUUGGAAAACUGGGGAAGGGGCUCCGCAUAUCGGGACGCAACGUGUGGGGGAACAACUACCCCAACUACAGCCCUGGAGACUCGAAUACACUCCCACCAGAGAGGGAGAAAAGGAAAGGGCUGCGCAGAGGCUCAGAAGGAAAAAUUAUGACCCUACUCCGCUUCACAGGUCGACGUAAGGAGGAGCGCAGAGAGAGCCUGCCCUGUGGGGACCUGAGCACAGACAUUGAGGCGGAGGCUUCCAGGCGGCCCUCCUUCCUCAGGAUGGUCAAUUUGGGCAUGCUGAAGAGGGAAUCCAUGUCAGACAAGGCCUCCCAAGAGGACGAGGAGGAAACGAUGGAGGAGGAGCCGGUGGUUAAAACCAGAGAGCCCCUCUCAGUGCUGGAGAUCCUACAGUUGGUCAACCACAGGGACCUUCUACUGGCCGACACACACAUGCAGGAGUUGGAGCGAGAGUGUGAGCUGCUGUCUCAUCUGCCGACCCCAUCUACUCCCACCCUUACUCCCACGCUAUGUCCCAGCACUCCCCUCAGCAUGAUCCCCUUCUCAUCCUCAUCCCUCGAUGACUCCCUCAGCUCCAACGCAACGCUGGACUCGGGCCGGCGGAAGGUGAAAGACGUGGAGCUCUUGUAUGAGGCCCUGCAGAGGGAAAUGUGGGACGUAGUGAGGGAGUCCCUCCGCCAGCCCAGUGCUGGUCCAAACCUUGGGCUUGUGGUGCUAGUGAUUCAACAGGAGGAGCAUGCGGAUGCUACGUGGUCUCUAAGAGGGGACACAAAGCCUGAGCAAGACUCGCCUCAGAUCCACACCAGCCAGCGUCCCCGGCGAUUGAAGAUGAAGUGGAGACAGGCUGUGGCAGAGGCUGCAGACUGGAGCCUGCCGCAUCAGGUGGAUACGCAGGCAGGACAACUGUCCUCGUUCCUGGAGCGUCUGAGGAGCAGAAUGGUGGAUGACCUUGAUGCAGCGAGGAGGAAUGCAGUGUCCAUCUACCCAGAGGAGUUUUCUGCCUUCCAGGUGUACUUGGAGAGCUACCAUCGAGCUGUGGCCAAACGUCUUCGCAUUAUCACCAGUGGGCCGCUGCAGAUAACAGAUGUCUACUCUCUGCUGGACUGGUUCUACAACAUCUACAACAGGGACGUCUUAGGAACCAUUGGCACAACCACACCUAUCAACUACAGCCCUCUGGAAACAAUUCUGCCCCAAGACACAGUGGACAGACUGGAGCAGGACUGUAUCAGUAUUGUCAGGGACAAGGUGACAACAGAGCUUAUUCAGGUUCUGGAUGAAGAGGAGCGGCGAUGGGCCCAGACGCUGCACAUAGAGGAGUAUCAGUCACACCUUGCACGCUCUGUCAUCCAGAGGGUAAAAGUGGAUUUGGACAGAUCCACAUCUGUGAACCAGUUUCUUGGGGCAAGAGUGGCUCGCUGUAGUCUAACUGGAUUGGCUGACUUCCUCUACAAUUUCCACAGGAAGGUGGAGAUGUUUCAUGACACUCAGGCGGAAUUUGGAGACCGAGGGGACGGAUAUGUUUCCAGGACCAUAGCUCUAGUAAACUGCUGCCCUCCUCUAAGAUCCUUUGUGGAGCGCUGCAGGCAGUGUGACCCACAGGGCGGCGAGGAGUCAGCGCAGAGAGCCAACUCGUCUCUGGACAGGAUCAUCAACCAGUCAGUGAGGGUGCUGACUGAUCGACUGUUUGAGCACAUCAGGCCUUUCUUUGACAAACUGAUGAAGAGAAAAUGGCUGAAUAACACAGAGGCAUUUGAAGCCAUUGAAGCCAGCAUUAAACAACACUUUAAGAAAUUCAGAAGAAUGGACUGUCCACCAUAUCAGACGCUGGUGGGUGAGGUGCACCGGCGGGUCCUGGUAGAGUAUGUCCGAGCCAUCAUGCGUGGACGGGUAAUCUGCACAUCUUCCAAGAUGAGGAAGAGGAUGGCUUUCCGUCUGCAAGAUGAGGCCAAACAGCUGAAAGGACUCUUUAAAGAUCUGGAUUCAAGCUCAUCUUGGUUGGACAGCAUCAUCUGCCACCUGGCUGAAAUCAUUCUCCUGGAGGACACUCCCUCCAUCCAGAUGGAGGUGGCUGUCCUGGUGAAAGAGUUUCCAGACAUACGGAAGAAGCACGUCUCCACCCUGCUGAACGUACGGGGGAUGAUGCGGCAGGCGGAGCGCCAGGAGAUCCUCAACAUCGUCAAAGACUUUGAGUGCAGGAGCGCCCUCAUGUGCCGUGACCACGCCCUCUUCUCUGACAUCCCCAUCACCUCAGAGGUGCACUGCAUCAGCUUGGGCCUCCUCCGGCUCGCCAUGACCGUCUCCAACUGGUUCUCUGAGCACCGUGUGAGGCGAAACCGCAGGAUAAGUGUGAGGAACGCAGCACCUCAACCCUCCGAGAAUGUGGAAGACCCAAAUAAGCUUCACAGAGAAGACUAGCUGUUGGUGUGUUGUGCUAGGAGAGCAGUCACAGACGGGCUGUGACGAUUCUGAUGAGAUGAUGAGAUGUGCAUGCACCUUGACCAAAAACUGUACCAAAUAUUGUUAACAGCCAUUUAAGAAACUUGACCUCAGGUACUGCCUGUACUGUACACGCUCACUUACUUACUGACACUUGUGCAUUUUUAAUGGAAUAGUGAAACGUUAUAGCUCAUUAUCAUUUGCAGUUGUUUCAUUUUGAUCCAGACAAAUACACAAAUAAAAUAAGUGACAUAAAAUAACCUCAAAAUGUAACCUCUCCACUUCGCCUUUCAUUCCUGCAAACUACUGCAGAAACAACUGCUAGCAGAUGCAAUGCAAUAUGAUGUAGGAUGUUUGCUAUUUAACAUGUAUUUACUCAAACAUAUAUACCCAUUCUCUGGUAUAUAGUACAAAUGUAUGUGAGGAAAUAGUGUAUGGAAAUGUAUAUGUGUCGAACUGUCACUGUGAAUGAAAUGGAUCUGUUGCUGGAACCAUAA